AUGGUUUUUAGAUUCCAUCUUAAAUUUGAAUGGAAUUAAAUAGAAAAUGCGUAUCAAUAAGAAUUGCAUUUCCAUUUAAAAUUAUUGUUUACUUUAUUUCUAUAUAGAAAAUUUUAUGAAUAUUAUUUAGUUAUUUUGAAGCCUGCAUCAUCUUAUACUUUUAAGAUAGUACUUUCAAUUUCAUUGCUAUAACAAAUAUUUUUGAUUUUGUCAAAUAUAUAUGCCAUGUUAAGUGUUUUAUAGCCUUCAUGGUUUUAAUACUACAAUUGA
Molecule: messenger RNA, 270 nt
Organism: Paramecium sonneborni
Lineage: Eukaryota; Ciliophora; Oligohymenophorea; Peniculida; Parameciidae
Source: the annotation of a GenBank genome assembly